Scheffersomyces stipitis CBS 6054 is the source of this 1361-nucleotide messenger RNA. RefSeq lists its product as uncharacterized. The record is from RefSeq and is a predicted model, not a curated record. Lineage: Eukaryota; Fungi; Ascomycota; Pichiomycetes; Serinales; Debaryomycetaceae. Gene Ontology annotation, biological process: response to reactive oxygen species; cellular response to oxidative stress; hydrogen peroxide catabolic process. The transcript has 2 exons. Bases 1 to 849 code for a protein of 282 amino acids. Gene Ontology annotation, molecular function: heme binding; peroxidase activity.
AUGCCCUUUGGUGCCACUUCCACAAGCUUGAUCAAGGCUAUUCAAGAGGUUUUUCCAACCCCAGGUUACGAUGAUGGGUCUCUUGCACCCAUCAUACUCCGGUUAGCAUGGCAUUGCUGUGCAACGUACGACAUUUCUACUGGCAAUGGAGGAUCUAAUGGAGCUACCAUGAGAUUUGUUCCGGAGAUCACCGAUGAAGGCAAUACUGGACUAGACAUAUCCCGUGCUGCCCUUGAACCCGUGAAACAGAAAUUCCCUCGGAUCAGCUAUUCUGACCUCUGGACAUUAGCGGGUAAAGUAGCCAUAGAGUCCAUGGGAGGACCGGAGAUUCCAUGGACUGCAGGUCGUGUUGACUGUAGAGAUGACCGACAUGUUCCCAGUAAUGGGCAUCUACCUUUUGCAGAUAAAGAUGCCGGCCAUAUUAGAAGUACUUUUCAGCGAAUGGGAUUCGGAGACCAGGAGGCUGUUAUUUUACUCGGAGCACAUAGCUUAGGUAGAUGUCAUAAAAGGUUUAGCGGAUGGGAAGGAAAGUGGACGACAAACCCUAUCCAAUUCUCCAACGACUUCUACAAGGUCUUGGUGAAUGAGAAUUGGCAGAAGGGUACUGUACCAGAGACUGGUAGGGAGCAAUACUUCAAUGAAGAUAAAAGUCUCAUGAUGCUCAACACUGAUAUGGAGCUUCUUCGGGACCCCGAGUACCUCCGCUGGGUUAUCGUGUAUAGUAGAGACGAGCAAGCAUAUUUCAGAGAUUUUGCAGCUACAUUCGGCAAGCUCUUGGAAUUAGGAAUACUGAGGGAUAUCAACGGCCAAGUUCUUCCUAAAGCUGAGUUCUUCUAUAAUGAGAAAUAGAAUAUAUCAAAUGUAUACCUGAAAUAUCAAUUACCUUUUGGUAGCACCUAUGUGUACCUUUGAAUCUAUUAUCUCUAUCGUCGCCUUUCCAUUCAGCUUGCUUCCCAUCCUGGGUUCUAGCAAUCAGCAAAAUCUACCAUGAAGUAGUCUCUAAUUAUCUGUUUCGUUGUACCAUGACAGCUCAUAACCUUGUCCCACGCUUGAUCUAUUUUGUGAUCGAUGUCACCAAAUCGAUAUCCAGUUUGCAAGACACCUAACUAAAUUCUAUAUGAUGUACAAUAUCCUAUGUUGUUAUAAAACUUUGUCAAACCUCUUUUCUAGUUGUAACACUGUAAAGCCCUCGUUAGUAGCCACAAAGCUAACACAAAAUAUAGUCUUAUUAAAAAGACUAAAAAUCAUCAGUACUCGUGGCUUCAUGUGUCUACAACUUUCUAAGGAUAUCACCUAAGAUUUAGGUCAAAUCGACUGGUGGUUUUAACCCUCUGAACUUCCGGUGUGGGUUAGAAGAAGAU